Messenger RNA from Triticum urartu, 1454 nucleotides. RefSeq names its product protein EXORDIUM-like 5. Lineage: Eukaryota; Viridiplantae; Streptophyta; Magnoliopsida; Poales; Poaceae. The record is from RefSeq and is a predicted model, not a curated record.
AACCCAUCUUCCCCUUCUCACCCUGUGUCACUACCACUUCACUCGACUCAAUCCCCAAAAUGGGGACGCUGCUCCCGUGUCACCCUACCCUUACCCUCCUCCCCGUCCUCUUCGCCGCCGCCAUCGCCGGCGUGCGUUGCGCGCCGGUGUACAGGCCGGAGUACCUGGUGGACGGGAACCAGCUGGUAGACAUGCAGUACCACAUGGGCCCCGUCGUGUCAGGCGCGCCGACCAACCUGUUCCUCAUCUGGUACGGCCGGUGGGAGGCCCCGGCGCAGGCUGUGCUCCGCGACUUCCUCGCCUCCCUCUCCGCUCCGGCGCCGUUCCCCGCCGUCUCCGACUGGUGGGCCCGCACGCCGCGGCUCUACACGGACCAAUCCGGCGCCAAUGUCACCGCCACAUUCGCCAUCGCCGGGGAGCACUCCGACGCCGGGUACUCCCACGGCGCCUCCCUGAAGCGGAUCGACAUGCAGUCCAUCAUCCGCACCGCCGUGGUCGCGUACCCGGACCCUCUGCCGCUCGACCCGUACAACGGCGUGUACCUGGUGCUCUCCUCACCGGACGUGCAGGUGGAGGAGUUCUGCCGCGCCAUGUGCGGCUUCCACUACUUCACAUUCGCGUCCGUGGUCGGGGUCACCGUCCCGUACGCGUGGGUCGGGAAUAGCGGCUCGCAGUGCCCAGGGAGGUGUGCGUAUCCGUUCGCCGCGCCGGAGUACGGCGCCAGCGGGCAGGGGGUGCUGCGGCCGCCGAACGGCGACCCCGGGGUGGACGGGAUGGUGAUCGUGCUGGGGCACGAGCUUGCGGAGCUGGCCACCAACCCGCUGGUGAACGCGUGGUACGCCGGUGACACGCCAACGGCGCCCACGGAGAUCGCCGACCUCUGUCUCGGGGUCUACGGCGACGGCGGUGGAGCAGGCGGGUUCGUCGGGAAUGUCUCCCACGCAGCCGACGGCAGCUCCUACAACGUGAACGGCGUCAACGGCCGGCGGUUCCUGGUGCAGUGGCUCUGGAACCCCGUCCUCGGCGCGUGCUACGGACCCAACUCCAGCAACUGAAGCCGCUCUUCUCUUCCCCGGAUCCGUGGCUUCUCUCAGGUGAUGCCAUUGCGCUGGAUGGCGUUGCAGAGGCAGGAAUGGCAAGUCCAUGGAUGGAUGGGUACGGCAUGCCAUGAUGUCCACAUACUGAAUGUCUGAAAUGUCAUUCAGACUCGAUCUGUUCCUUAUUUGUUGGCCCAGGGUUUGCGAUAGGUUUAUGGAUUUUGAUAGAUCUGUAUCUGCGAGGACAAAAUGCAAAUUUUUGCAGGAAGAAAACAAAUUAGGAUGCGUUUGUAUCGUAUUUUCAGCAUAAAGUACUCAUGGACACGCAAUCUGUUUGUCUGUAACUUUGAAGGAUGAUACGUACAUUGCUCAUACAGACUGACAAAGUGUUUCUUGCUUUUGACUUUCCUUUCAUCA